Molecule: messenger RNA, 1635 nt
Organism: Oncorhynchus keta (chum salmon)
Lineage: Eukaryota; Metazoa; Chordata; Actinopteri; Salmoniformes; Salmonidae
Product: fructose-bisphosphate aldolase A
Exons: 7
Coding region: 168-1259 (363 amino acids)
Biological process (GO): fructose 1,6-bisphosphate metabolic process; glycolytic process
Cellular component (GO): cytosol
Molecular function (GO): fructose-bisphosphate aldolase activity
Source: RefSeq, a predicted model, not a curated record
CCCUUCUCUGGUUGCGUGCUGUUCUUAUUUUAGCCAGGCAGCUGACAUAUGAGAGGUCACACUGGGAGGAUAAAUAGUGGCUCAGGCAGGCGAGGAGGUUGUCGCAAACUUUAGUUGGAUCUUCUCUCCUCUCUUCUCCCGGCUCUCCUACAACCCUCCAAGUCAAGAUGCCUCACGCAUUCCCUUUCCUCACUCCUGACCAGAAGAAGGAGCUUAGUGACAUUGCUCACAAGAUCGUCGCCAAGGGCAAGGGAAUCCUCGCCGCUGAUGAGUCUACCGGCAGCGUUGCCAAGCGCUUCCAGAGCAUCAACACUGAGAACACAGAGGAGAACAGGAGACUGUACCGUCAGCUGCUCUUCACCGCUGACGAGCGCGCCGGUCCUUGCAUUGGUGGUGUCAUCUUCUUCCACGAGACCCUGUACCAGAAAACCGAUGCCGGCAAGACCUUCCCUCAGCACGUCAAGUCCAGAGGCUGGCUGGUAGGCAUCAAGGUUGACAAAGGUGUCGUCCCCCUCGCCGGAACCAACGGAGAGACCACCACCCAGGGUUUGGAUGGCCUGUAUGAGCGUUGCGCCCAGUAUAAGAAGGACGGUUGCGACUUUGCCAAGUGGCGUUGUGUGCUGAAAAUCACCUCCACCACCCCCUCUCGCCUUGCUAUCAUGGAGAAUUGCAAUGUCCUGGCCCGUUAUGCCAGCAUUUGCCAGAUGCACGGCAUUGUCCCCAUUGUUGAGCCCGAGAUCCUCCCCGACGGUGACCAUGACCUGAAGCGCACCCAGUACGUGACUGAGAAGGUCCUGGCCGCAAUGUACAAGGCUCUGUCCGACCACCACGUCUACCUGGAGGGUACCCUCCUGAAGCCCAACAUGGUCACUGCUGGACAUUCCUGCUCACACAAGUACACCCACCAGGACAUCGCCAUGGCCACCAUUACCGCCCUGCGCCGUACCGUGCCCCCAGCAGUCCCUGGCAUCACCUUCCUGUCCGGUGGCCAGUCUGAGGAGGAAGCCUCCAUCAACCUGAAUAUCAUGAACCAGUGCCCCCUGCACAGGCCAUGGGCCAUUACUUUCUCCUAUGGCCGUGCCCUCCAGGCAUCCGCCCUUAAGGCAUGGGCUGGCAAGCCCGGGAACGGCAAGGCUGCCCAGGAGGAGUUCAUCAAGAGAGCACUGGCCAACAGCCUGGCCUGCCAAGGCAAGUAUGUUUCUUCCGGAGACAGCGCCGCUGCUGGAGAUUCACUGUUCGUGGCCAACCAUGCUUAUUAAGCAUGGACACUCAUCAGCAUCCCUCUCCUAACCCUCCCUACAACCCCCUCCCCCACCAUGUGCCAUGUUGUUACUGGUACCACCUGUGCCAUGUUAUUUCUGGUACCUCCUAAAAGCCGUCUCUACUCGACCCUCUGCGACACCACUUGUUUGAUACAUCGAUACGGAAAAAAUUCAACGCCAACCUUUCUUUGGGCUCUUGCUUCAGAGAGAAGAUUCAAAACAAUUCAAGUUCUGCCUCCAUUCCCUUAAGGUGAAAUGAUUUCCAUCAUCAUGUUUUUACCCAACAUGCAACAUUAUUCCUUAGUCUGUAACACCUAACUAAUGUAAUGUUUGUACUGGAGCCUUGGAAUAAAGUAUUUUACCCAACAAUGUG